UUGGUCUAUAUAUGCAUGGGAAAAUUGUUAAAACAUUAGGCAUGGCUCAUUUGAAAGGUCUCUUUGUGCUUUUUAAGAUAAACAAAAAAUAAGAAUAUUGAACAAAUCUGUGAUAAGACCUCUUUUCCUGUGGCCUGGCUCAUACAUUACUCACUCUUCCUAGUCAUACAUUGUGAUCGUUAUUGUUUAAUACUUCAACAUUCGUCAACCAUUCAAAGGUGCAUUGUGAAAUCUCAAAUCAAUUUAGGGUUUAUUGAAUCACAUGUUCAACAAAGUAUUUAUAUAGCUUAAAACCGGUUUAAAUAAACCAAAGCACAAAUGCCGCCCAAUCAGGCUGACAUGAAAAGACAGUACAGAAAUGUGUUGAAUCAACAAAUCACCGCAUACAGGACAAACAGAAAGCAUCCAAGUGUUAACCGCAAAGUACUGUCACGGUGUCUCGAGUAACCGACCAAGUUCACUGGUGAUCUGGAAUAUAACUGAUAAACGCACUAUACAGAAAUGAAGGCCUUUAUAGUCAUUUUAAUCGGACUUGUUUUGCUAUAUGAUACAGACGCUCAAGGUCAGAAUGGAACCACUGCUGUUGGGCCUUGCCCUGCUGUCGAUCCCGAGGCUGCAAAGGCGAUUUCUUCAACAACCAAAGUGACAUUACUAGUGACUAAUACCCUCAGCUAUCCGAUACGAUUUAUUUGGAUUAAUUUCGCUGGUGAAGAAGCAUAUACUCAACAAAUAUCUGAAGGGGAACAAGUUCCCGUAUAUACCUACGCAACACACUCAUGGGUUGCAAAAGCUUAUACAGUUGCUAGGCUUGAAAUAAAUGGCUCGUGUGUAUUUACAACGGAAUACAACAAUAACGCAUCCGUCUAUUUAAGCAUCUCGGAUUCCGAAAAUAACCCAGGAGCUCCUGAGACUGUUGAACAAAUGACAUGCCCACCAAUAGAAGCAGGACUCCUGAAAUCUAAUACCUCUAAAACACCUAAAAAAGUAUAUUUCUCAAAUGAUGCUACGGAGACCGCUCAAAUUCAAUGGAUUGGAAUGGAUGGUAAAGUCGGAUACUAUGCCGAUAUUAAGCCAGGUGUUACCAUAUUCAUUUACACCUACGUUAGUCAUGUAUGGAUUGCCGUUAGAACAUCCGACUUUAGCAGACUGGCAAUCGGCAGUAGUUGUUCUUUCAAAGUCAUAGAUGGCUACUAUACGCAAUAUGUCAGCAUAACAAAUCCAGUGAAACGUGAGUGCCCUCGUAUGUCCAAAGAUAUAGCAGCUAAACAGUCACAGAUGCAAGUGACAUUGAAUGUCAAGAAUGAGAAGACAGAAGCAAUUAGGAUGCUCUGGAUAAACUUUGAAGGUGACGUCGCAUGGUUUUUCCAAAUAAAUGCAGGAGAGGAACGAAUUAUCAACACUUUUGCAACUCAUCCUUUCAUUGCCGCGACGCUGUCUGGACAGAGAGAGGCGAUCAACGGAGCAUGCUAUUAUGUCACCCCUGCCAGUGCUGGCGAGCAGUCAUUGGUUAUUAAAGGGGAGAAGGCUAGUUUGUGCCAAGAACUAGAUGGCACUAUAAAAACAGGGGAUACUCCCUCCGGUGGAAACAACGUAAGACUUUACUUCGAAAAUCAGGCAUUGAUGGAUGUCGUCAUCCAGUACAUCGAUACCAAUGGAGAUGUCACUAGUUUCAAACAGUUCGUUCGAGAAGGGGAUACCAGCUAUGUGACCACGAAACGGAACAGCACUUUUAUCGUACGCGCAGACCACGAUGACACUAAAUUGUUUAUUGACAAUAAGUGCAGCAUAACAGUUGAUGUAAAUGCGGGCACUGUCAACACCGUAGUAACUGCUUACAACACAAAUGAAGCUAUCUGUCCAUCAGUCAGCGAAAUAACUGAGAGACCGACAGAGACAGAUAGCGAAAGAAGUUUAGACGUGACAAAUCAUGCUCGUAAAACAGUCAAGCUGUACGCUGUUUCGUCAGAUGGAACAACGAUACUAAUAAAGUCCAUCGAAUCUGGUUACACAAGGGAUGUCACGGUAAAUAAAGGCGAUCCCAUCAUAGCGAUGGUUGAGAAUACUAAUAUGAGAAUCAAGCUCAAUGACAAAUGUGUAUACGUCGUUGCAAAUACUCCAUUUUCCCAGAAAGUGGACCUUGUACCAGAAGGAGCUCCUCGUAUGCCUGACACGUGUAGCCCACUUGAUGGCAGUUUAUAUAGGUCCAUCUAUGUUGACUACCCUAAGUCGAUCAAAGUGGUGAAUAUGCUGAAUGAACUUGUGAUAUUUCAAUGGGUAGAUUAUCAAGGAAAAGCGGGCAAAUACCAGGAUGUAGUUCAACCAAACGGAGGUAUCAUUCGACUUGGCGGUUAUGGGUCUGCGCCUUUCAUUGCAAGGACGGAGAAUGACGAACGCGUUUUGCUGAAUGGUUCUUGUGUUCUUACUCUCCAGAACACAUACCUGAAUAAUUCAUUAAUAUAUCUGACAGCAAAACGAGAUGAGCGAACAGCUCCUGUUGAUGGGACAUUUGCGACUCAAAAGUUUAGCCCUCAGGUAACGAUGAACAUUGAGAACACGCUUGACAGAAGUGUCAAGGUGUUUUGGUUGAACUUACUGGGACACCCGUCCUGGUCAAUGACUGUAGCUGCAGAUUCUACGACAACAAUUUAUACUUCUGUUAGCUCCCCUUGGAUUGCGAGAGUUGCCGGGAGUAGACAACGACUGCUACUAAAUGGCCGCUCGAUAUUAAGAAUAUCGGACUCUAGAAAAGUUGAGACUGUCACCAUAAGGGAUGAAAACAGCCCAUACUGCCCAAAAGCGGAUGGGGCACUCAGAUCAAAAUCCGGUAAUAAUCCCGUCAAGCUGUACAUCACCAACACUCUAUCAUACUCAGUAAAUAUGUACUGGUAUGACUACAGUGGUAAUAUGAAGAAAGCUCUCUACAUUCCUGGAAAUAACUACACCAGUUGGAUGAGUACUGCCGCCUCUCAUCCUCUCAGUGUCAAGAGUUGGUUCUCGGGGGAACAAUUACUGAUCAACGGUAGUUGCUUCUUUACAGUUCGUAAUGACGCUGAUGUUCAAUGGAUAGAAGUUACGGACAAAACCAGAGAUAUCGGAUGUCCCUCAAUCGCAAACAGACAAACCAAAUCAACUGGGAGCUCAAGUCAAACAACUAAGUUCAAUGUAACAAACAACGCCAAUACUCCUGUCAACCUAGUAUGGAUGAGCUUUGACGGCACAGACGCCUAUACUAAAAUGAUACCAACCGACGCCACUGAACUAAUCCCGUCUUGGGUUAACCACACGUGGAUUGCUACUUCAGUGUAUUCAAAUCAGCGCUUUACUCUGGGAACAGCCGAAGGGGGUGCGAGGUGUUCCUAUUCGCCUACAGGUUCCAACAACCAAAACGUUAUAAUUAAUGCAGAAGAUGUGAAACCUGUCUAA
This is a messenger RNA of Owenia fusiformis, 3423 nucleotides long. NCBI's taxonomy places the organism in Eukaryota, Metazoa, Annelida, Polychaeta, Sabellida, Oweniidae. The record is from the annotation of a GenBank genome assembly.